Messenger RNA from Phyllopteryx taeniolatus (common seadragon), 12031 nucleotides. RefSeq names its product kinesin family member 21B (gene kif21b). The transcript has 35 exons. The record is from RefSeq and is a predicted model, not a curated record. The coding region runs from base 1051 to 6129 and encodes 1692 amino acids. Gene Ontology annotation, molecular function: ATP binding; microtubule binding; microtubule motor activity. Gene Ontology annotation, biological process: mitotic spindle organization; microtubule-based movement. Lineage: Eukaryota; Metazoa; Chordata; Actinopteri; Syngnathiformes; Syngnathidae.
AUGAAAUAGAAGAGAUACCAGUAACUAAACAGAAAGGACUUCCUCUUCUGAAGUGUUGACUCAGGAGUGGGAAGUCAGUUGAGUGUAACUUCCCUUCUACUCUUAAAAUCAAAUUAACACCAUACUUUGCACGAUCAUAACAACGUCUGCCUUGAGUUUGAACCUUUCAUCUGCGGCCCUGUAAAGCGUCAUAGAAGCGCUGUUACAGUGUGACGUGUUUACUGCAGUUAAACAAACUCCCUCUGAUGUCACCGAAGGCAGCCAGAGUCAUUUUAUAGUGUGGGCGUGGCCUCAAUUUUGAGGCGUUCACAGGCGCUUUGUAAUCUACAGAUUUUGGAGAAGGAGCUGCAGUUUGCAUGUUUUUAAUUCUAUUUUAUGACUGAUAAUGGAAUGUCUAUAAAUCACGUUUGUUGUUAGUAUAAUCCUCACUAGUCACACACAGAGUAGUCUGAAUAUUUAGGAGAUCCCCCGCUCCUUAUUAUUUGUAUUAUAUUUAUUAUAGUUGUAUUUUGUAUGUAUAAAAUGUUUUGUGCAUAAAUCGUAAUUUCUGAAAAUUAUCCGUCAUAGCUAAACUAGUGUUGUAAGAUGAUAUAAAACGAUGGCAAGAUCCGUUGCGAGUGAAGGCAUUAAUUCCUACAGUAUUUGAAGGCGGCAUUCUUCAGUUGCGUUUAUGUGGUGGCCUCUCAAUCAGCGUACCGCGUCGGUCUCUUAAGGAGCGUUGCUGCGUUCAGGGGCGCUCACGUGUGCUUCAGACAACAUGUAGCCACCGGCACUCACACAUUGCUAUCACAUAAACAGGUUAGGCUGCAGUGUGACGGACACAGGCGGCUCGCAGAAGAUGAGCGUCACCGCCGGGGAGAAACAGAGAGGAGUUCGGAAGAGGCAGCUGGUAACGGCCAACUCUUGACGGCAACUCCCGCUGACCUGAGCCGCCGCCGCCGCCGCCGCUGCCGCUCCUUCAUGCCGCUGAAGAGCACCGAGGCCGCGCACUGAAUCCAAACACAGAGCUGGUAUCCCCCGCACGAGCCGCGUGGGACCUGGGACGAGACAAUGGCGAGUCUGGGUGACUGCUGCGUGAAGGUUGCACUGAGGAUACGUCCUCAGAUGGCCAAAGAGAAGAUUGAGGGCUGCCACGUGUGCACAUUGGUCACCCACGGAGAGCCGCAAGUCCUCCUGGGAAAAGACAAGGCCUUCACCUACGACUUUGUUUUCGACAUCGACUCAGAACAGCAGAGCAUCUACCAAGCAUGUGUGCACAAGCUCAUAGAGGGCUGCUUUGAGGGCUAUAACGCCACCGUGUUUGCUUAUGGCCAGACUGGUUCUGGGAAGACCUACACCAUGGGGACCGGUUUCGAUGUGAAUCUAACCGUGCCGGAGCAGGGCAUCAUCCCACGAGCUGUUCACCAGCUCUUUGAAGGGAUCCAGAGCAGGAAGGAGCAAGCCAAAGAAGCUGGCACCCAGCCUCCUGAAUUUAAAGUCAGCGCCCAGUUUCUUGAGCUUUACAAUGAAGAGAUCCUGGACUUGUUUGACAGUGGAAGAGAUCCAGAGAGUCGGAGCAGGAAGUCCAACAUAAAAAUCCAUGAGGAUGCUAGUGGCAGCAUCUACACCACCGGGGUCACUUCCAGACUUGUCCAGUCAGAGGAGGAGCUGCUGCAGUGUCUGAAGCUGGGCGCGCUGUCCCGCACCACUGCCAGCACGCAGAUGAACGCUCAAAGCUCACGCUCACACGCCAUCUUCACUAUCCACCUCUGUCAGAUGAGAGUCUGCCAACAACAGCUGCAAUUGACGAAUGGAGAGGGGAAGACUGAGGAAUUAAAUGGUAUAGACUCCAGUGCCAUCAAGCAGCCCGAAUAUGAAGCACUGAUGGCCAAGUUCCACUUUGUGGACCUGGCUGGUUCUGAGAGGCUCAAACGCACUGGAGCCACUGGAGAGCGAGCCCGUGAGGGAAUCUCCAUUAACUGUGGACUGUUGGCCCUGGGAAAUGUCAUCAGUGCUUUAGGAGAUCAGUCCAAGAAAGGGGGGCAUGUUCCCUACAGAGACUCCAAACUCACUCGGCUGCUACAGGACUCACUAGGAGGCAACAGUCGCACAGUGAUGAUCGCCUGUGUCAGUCCAUCUGAUCGUGACUUCAUGGAGACCUUGAACACCCUCAAGUAUGCGAACCGGGCCCGUAACAUCAAGAACAAGGUGGUGGUGAACCAAGACAAAACCAGCCAGCAGAUCAGCGCCCUGCGUGCUGAGAUAGCCCGCCUCCAGAUGGAGCUGUUGGAGUACAAAGCGGGGAAGCGCGUGGCAUGUGAGGAUGGUUCGGAGGGUUACAGCGACCUGUACCAGGAGAACACCAUGCUCCAAAGAGAGAAUGACACACUGCGCCUCAGAGUGGAGGCCAUGCAGGAGACCAUCGACCACCUCAACACCCGAGUCACACAUCUUCUGGCCAAUGAGGUCAACAUGCUGAUCUCUAAGUCAAGUGAGGGAAACCAGGAGAUUGGGGCUCUUAUUCAGAACUACAUCCGGGAAGUUGAAGAACUCAGAUCCAAGCUGCUGGAGAGUGAGGCCAUGAAUGAAUCAUUGCGACGUCAAGCUGCUCGGCUCCCCUCUCGUACACCCUUCACUUCUUCCUGUCUUAGCCCCGCCCCUGGGCACCCCCCUGGCUCCUCCCCUGUGGUCAUGUCCAUGGAGGCCGAAAUGACGGACGUGUUGCGCAGAGCCAAGCUGGACAUUGAGAAGCUGAAGAAGAAGGAGAGGAGACAGAGGAGGAUGAGUCCAGAGUUGGAGAAAGGUUUGAAAAAACGUGUUAAAUUACACAACCACGAGCUUGGCGACAAUGGACAAAACGGACUGAAUGGAGAGAUUGAUUCAGACGACAAUAACACCGAGGACAUCAUGUCUCCAUUGCAGGAGGAAAGUGGUUGCGAUGAGGACGAGGAGGAAGGAAGGGAGGAUGAUGACGAGUUUGACAGCGAUGAGAGCCUGGUGGACUCAGACUCAGAUUCUGAGGAGAAGGCCAACUUCCAGGCCGACCUUGCUGAUCUGACCUGCGAGAUAGAGAUCAAGCAGAAAUUGAUAGAUGAGCUGGAGAACAGCCAACGGAGGUUGCUGAUGCUGAAGCUCCAGUAUGAGGAGAAGCUCAUUUUGCUGCAGAACAAGAUCCGAGACACCCAGCUGGAGAGGGACCGUGUGCUUCAGAACCUCAUGUCCAUGGAGAACUAUACAGAGGAGAAGGCAAACCGCAUUAAGCAGGAGUAUGAGAAACGUCUUAAGGAGAUGAACCAGGACCUUUUGAAGCUCCGAGCUGCACAGAAGGAACAUGCGCGCCUCCUUAAAAACCAGAGCAAGUACGAACGGGAGCUGAAGAAACUCCAAACGGAGGUCAAUGAGAUGAAGAAAGCCAAGGUGGCGGUGAUGAAGCAGAUGAAGGAGGAGCAGCACAGGAGGAGGCUGGUGGAGGCCAAGAGGAACCGUGAGAUUGCCCAGCUCAAGAAGGAGCAGCGAAGACAAGAGUUUCAAAUUAGAGCAUUGGAGUCACAGAAGCGGCAGCAGGAGCUGGUUCUGCGCAGGAAAACUCAGGAGGUGACGGCCCUCCGCAGGUUGGCAAAGCCCAUGUCAGACCGUGUAGCUGGACGCGUGGCACGCUGGAACCAAACCCCCCCAGUGACUGACUCUGGGGCAGAGUUGUCCGCUAGCACCACGGCGAGCAGCUCUGAACCUGAGAGCGGGAAGACUGUGAGCGGAUUAGUGCGGCAGUGGAACAACAAAAACAAUGGGUAUGGGUACCUGGGAGAGAGUGAGGGCAGCAUGGAUGGGACGCGGGUCGUUGGCAGCAGAAAGAAGCUGCAGCGUAAGCCACCAGAUGCCGGCACCACUGCAGUAGCGGGCAGAGCCGUAACCUUCUCCAAGUCGGCCCGUCAGAAGUGGCAAACUUUGGAGCGUCGUGUUAUGGACAUCGUCAUGCAGAGAAUGACCAUCGCCAAUGUAGAAGCUGACAUGGAUCGACUCAUAAAGAAACGAGAGGAGCUGACGGCCCAGCAGGAGGCGCUUUCACACAAGAGAGCGGUACUAAUGGCGGAAGGGGAGGGUCCAGAAGCAGAGGACCGACUCCUUUUGGAGGUUGGUGAGGAUAUGGAGGUUCUGAACGCUAACAUCGACUACAUCAAUGACAGUCUGUCGGACUGCCAGGCCACUAUUGUGCAGAUAGAGGAAACGAAGGAUGAGCUGGACUCAGUGGACACCUCAGUGGUGAUCAGCUCAUGUUCUCUGGCUGAAGCACGCCACCUGCUGGACCAUUUUCUCAAGGCCUCUAUUGACAAGAGCUUACAGGUGGCACAGAAGGAGGCUCAGAUCAGACUGCUGGAGGGUCAGCUGAGACAGACCGAUGUGAUUGGUUCAUCCCAAAAUCACAUGAUCCUUGAUGCUCUGCGGGAGAAGGCAGAAUACAUCCCUGAACUGCAGGCUCUCAUCCACAAUGUACAACAGGAGAAUGGUUAUGCUAGCACAGAUGAGGAGCCAUCUGAGUUCAGUCAAGCCUCAGACAACAGUGUCUCUCUAAUGAAAGAGUCCAAUAGUCAAGAUGACUUCAAAAUGAAGGUGGAAUCUCGUCUGUCAGCUCAGAUGAAGGCGGUGUCAGCCGAGUAUCUGGGUCCCACCCUGGAGCAUUCGUCAGGCUGCAAGCAGCAGCAAAUCACUAAGUCACUGGCCUCGCUCACCGACAUCCAGGAGGACAGUCUGAGCAGGGUCAAGGCAAGCCUGGGUCUUAGCCUCGGCCUCUCUCUGCUUGACCCCUACCACAGGGAACGAGCGUCACGUACCAUCAGCUUGCCUGUCAGAGGACACACCUUUCCCAGGCAGUCGCGGGGCUACGACACCUCUCCCAUCACCAGAAGAAAAUCUUAUGACCGUUCGUACAGGCCCACUGAUGGCUAUACUCCCCCUUCUUCCCCUCCUCUGAGGACCAGGAAUGACCGCAAUGUGUUCUCGAGGCUCACCAGCAACCAAAGUCAAGGUUCUGCUCUGGACAAGUCGGAUGACAGCGACUCCUCGCUCUCCGAGGUGCUCAGGGGUGUGAUCAAUCCAAUCGGUGGUGUGAAGGGGGGUCGGACAGCCCCCCUGCAGUGUGUGUCUGUAGCCGAGGGCCACUCAAAGCCCGUUCUGUGUGUGGACGCCACGGAUGAGCUGCUGUUCACUGGAUCCAAAGAUCGCACCUGUAAGAUGUGGAACCUGGUGACAGGUCAGGAGAUUCUCACGCUCAAAGGCCACCCCAACAAUGUAGUCUCGGUCAAAUACUGUCCCUCCUCGGGUCUGGUCUUCUCCGUCUCUACGUCCUACAUCAAGGUGUGGGACAUACGUGAUUCGGCAAAGUGCGUCCGCACACUCAGUUCAUCAGGACAGGUAGUGUCAGGUGAUGCGUGUGCCGGCGCCACCACCCGCACGAUAACAUUUGCACAUGGUGAAUGUCAGAUCAACCAGAUUGCACUCAACCCAUCAGGAUCUGUGUUGUACGCCGCUACUGGAAACACUGUCCGCAUCUGGGAUCUCAACAGGAUGCAAGCUAUGGGCAAGCUGACAGGCCACAUUGGCUCAGUCAUGUGUCUCACGGUGGGACAGUCUCUACUGGGCAAAGACCAGGUCAUCACUGGCUCUAAAGACCAUUACGUGAAGGUGUUUGAUGUGGCAGAGGGGACGAUGGGUAACGUUGGCCCAGCACAUAACUUUGAGCCACCACAUUACGAUGGCAUCGAGUGUUUGGCCGUGCAGGGAGAUGUAUUGUUCAGUGGAUCGAGAGACAACGGCAUCAAAAAAUGGGAUUUGGGGCAGCAGGAGCUCACUCAGCAAAUCCCCAUCGCCCACAAGGACUGGGUGUGCGCCCUGGCGUACGUCCCGGCAAGGCUGUUGGUGCUCAGCGGCUGCCGGGGUGGCAUGCUGAAGGUGUGGAACGUCGACAACUUCACUCCCAUCGGAGAAGUCAAAGGGCACGACAGCCCCAUUAAUGCCAUAUGUACCAACUCCAGGCAGAUUUUCACUGCAUCCAGUGAUUGCAGGGUGAAAUUAUGGAACUAUGUGCCUGGCUUGACCCCGUGUCUUCCUCGCCGGGUCCUCGCCAUCAAGGGCCGAGCCACCAGCCUCCCAUGAUUACCACCUUUCCUCCUCCCUCCGUGACAAGACGGUGAAGCUGUGGAUGUCAAAAGUGUGGAGGAAGAGGUGACAAUCCAAAUGAUGGCGGUUGAGCAUUUUUUCGUGUGGAUUCAGUUGUGGUCUCUGACCUCACUUCCAUGCCCAAGGCAAUUCCACUUUUAUUUGUUACUGUGAAAAACGGAACAUUGCCUUGAAAGGCAUAAUAAACAAUUGUUCCUUUGAUUUUAUUUUUUUAUUUUUUUAUUUAAUAAUUUUUUUUUUUUUUUGAAAGUGCCAUUUGCUGUGAUGCUACUUGGACAAGGCAAAUGCAUCUUGCAGACACAUCUGGCAGGACCAUUUCUCUCAUCACAACAAAAUGAAGAAGAAGAGUGUCCUGCUGUUUCCCCUUUUUUUUUUUGAGGGCGGUGAAAAGCAGAGUACUUACGGAACAUUUGUGUAAACACCUUCAAUAUCUCCUUGAAGGAAUUCUGUAUUUUUUUACAUCAAUCAUUGAACAAUCAUCUUUCAUGACCAUCGUUGUCAUUUUUAUUCAGCUGUUACACAACGAGACAUCUCAUGUUGUACCCCAGGUUUUCCCUUAAGUUGUCACUGAAUUUCUGUGGUGAUCAACAAGUAGUCUUUAAUGUUCAUUUUCCCUACCUCAUUUGUUUUGGACUGAGCAUUCCACAUGGGCGAGAACAUGUUUAUGGGUCUCUCUGCACAAAAACCUGGUGCUGCAUUUGUCUGGCGCUUUAUGUCUGUAAAUGUGUCCUCUGUUGGUUCAGGCUGUCUCGCUGCUUACCUUGCAAACAGGAAAACACACAUCCAGUACCACAAGCGAGGUGAUACUGGCCCUGGAGGAGCUCGCUAGACUUCAUUAUCUUCUGCAAAAAGUCCUGACGACAGCAGAAAUACGAAACACCCCCUGCAGACUACAGUGCUUUCAUUAAGGGCAAGAUCGGUCCCAUCCCAUACAGUAUGUGGCCCCCUACAUGCCUUUUUAACCCUCUAUGUAAAGGGUAACUGAGGCCCCCAACAAUCCUUCUUCAUUACAGAGAAUAUCCUGUAAUUGGCGCGGGUCCAGUCAUGCCAAAUAAGCCAACAUACAUGGAACAGUCAAACUACUGUAGCAUUUAAACAGCAAAUUUGACUGGACUGAGAUGAUGUGGGCAUGCUCCUGAGUAGGCUAAGAAGUAGACUACAGUGGAACCUCAAACUCAAGCUGCGGUAAAAUGUAAAACCAAACAUUUAGCAGAACGUGAAGCAAUUGAACUUUAAUGAUGAAGGUGCCUCAUGUUUUGUAAUUCUUAGUUACUGCUACAUAAGUGAAAAACAAAGAGUACCACUACUAAACAGAAAUAAAAACAUUCCUCAUGUAUUGUUUGGCCGGCAACUGGUUAGCACAUCUGCCUCACAGUUCUGAGGAGCGGGGUUCAAAUCCCGGCCCCGCGUGUGUGGAGUUUGCACGUUCUCCCCGUGCCUAGGUGGGUUUUCUCCGGGCACUCCGGUUUCCUGCCACAUCCCAAAAACAUGCAUGGUAGUUUGAUUGAAGACUCUAAAUUGCCCGUAGGUGUGAAUGUGAGUGCGAAUGGUUGUUGGUUUCUAUGUGUGCCCUGCGAUUGGCUGGCGACCGGUUCAGGGUGUACCCCGCCCCGAAGAUAGCUGGGAUAGGCUCUAGCAGCACACGUGACCCAACUGAGGAUAAGCGGUAAACGAGAUGGAUUUAUUGUUUGGAAUUCACUAUAUUAAAUAUAAUCCCUGACUGGAAAUUCAAUUUACGCUCAACGGUCUACUGACCCUCCGUUUCCAAAGCCCUUACAGAUUGAGACCUAAUAACCCCCCUCCCCCUCCCCAUACAAUGUAUUGGAAUAAGUAGCAAGGAAGCCAUCAAAGCCAAAGAAAAAGCAAAAUAUAUCAAACAUUUUUUGUUUCUUGCUGAACUGAACUGUUGUGCAAUGUUUUUAUGUUUUGCAUGGUGUCAUUUCCCGUUGUUGGUCCCAUCUUUAGAAUAAGUGCCAGUUAAAAAAAAAAAAAAAGGCAACAAAAAGCAAAAACGCACCGAGUCUUAAUCCUUUGACGGCGUCUGAGCCAAGGUCUAGCUAAUUUCUCAUGUGACGUCAUACAAGAAACUGUACUGAACUUGUGUGACUUUAGCAGUGGCGGCUGGUCAAUAAGUGCGCUAGGGGCACCGCCCUACCGAUUAGCUGAGUCACUACCUUGAAAAAGGGAAAAAAGUUAAUCAAAAUUCAAUGUUACAAUAAAAUUACAAAUUAUAUGUAGUUUUAGUUGAGCCGCAUAAAUUCUCUACAGUUAAUGAAGAGUAGACCCGAUUUGUUUAUUGUUGCUGUCUCAUUCUAUGACAAUUUCUGGAGAGGACGAGGGAGGAUGUCGCAUUCCAGCGCCCGUUUAACGUUUAACAGGUUUAAAAAGAAAUUCCACUCUCCAUUUGUCGUUCGUAUUAGUCAACGUCACGUCUGGUCUCCGGGCCCUCCUACCGCCUCUUUUGGCGUUUUCAUUUGGCUAUUGUGGAGCCGAGUAGAGCUACGUGCAGUGUUUGAAAAAUGGCGGCAGAGACCUUGAGUAAACUCAGUGAAGUCGCUUGUGUCUUGAGGUUAAUUAAGGGACUAUUUGGGGGUAUAUUUGACAAUGUGUGUGCAUAUAUAUACUGUACAAACAUUGUUGUCUGAUGUAUUCCAAAUAAGGGCAUUCUAUUUCAGAGGUUCCACUGUACUUGAUGCUGGUAAGCCAGGGAGAGCAUGACCAAUUUAGCAGAUUUCACUUCCUGCAUGUGCAAAAUACACAGAGAUGUAACGCUGUCCUAAUCGCUGUUUGUCAGAUAGCUUUACAUGUUUCAUGAUGUAAUGUUUUAACUUGAAAAACCAAGAGGCUAACGGAGGGCAUAUGAUAUCAGAGGUUGAAUUGAGUUUGUCCAAGUAGUUGAGCUUCCCUCCUGUGCUCAUGUAUCCUGGUAGUCCUCACACUGAAGGCUUCACCCAUUUUCCCGGCUACUGAAAGUCUGUGUGAAGCCAAUUUAAUUAGCGCUCUCACAUUUCUCCUGGCUCCUCUGCAGAAGAGACUUUCUGGGGGAAAGCAGGUCACCACUGAGAGGGAUUUUGAAAUCUCCUUCCGCCCACUUUUUACUGCCCAAUUCAACGACGGGAAGACAUUUCCUGUUUCGAAGCAAACGGGCAUAAUGUCCACUGGCUUUUCUCAUUUUUUGGCUCGCCCGAUAGGUCUGAUAGUCUUUCUUGCAUGUAUCUUCAAACGUUAUUUUUUUCCCCCCCCUUGUCAUCCAAAUUCAGAAAAUGUUGACAUGAAGCUUUUUCAUCUGGCACUCAUAAGCCAAACCCCCCCCAGAACUCCCAACUCCUGUCCCCUGCACAUGACGAGUCCUUUAAAAUGAUGAAAGGAUGUCGAAAAGGUGGUGCUUGUGUUACACUGAAUUUCUGCAGUACACACUGCUUCCAGGAGUCAGAUGCUGCCGACACACUCCAAAAGCAAUGAGGUUUUUUUUGUUUUUUUUAAUGCAAAAAUGUGGACCAACAAGACUUAUUGGGGUGGUCUCGGUUUCUAUAUUUUUGCCAUGAUGAGAAACUCAGGUACGGGUUGAAGGAUCAUUUUAGAUGGUAUUGAACUCAUCACUUGACGUUGUGAUUUUUGGGUCACAUUUUUCAAAUGCCUUGUUUGUGAAAAAGGGUACUAUUAGUGUAUCACCCUAUUCAUAUUCUACAUGUAUUUUGUAUGUAUUUUCUGUAAAUAGGUUUACUUUGCUGGAAAAAUCUUAAUUGAGGUUUUUAAAAUCUGGCCAAAGUAUGUAAAUCGGAGGGUUUACGUUUGGGGAAAAAAAUGUAUUAAGGUUAAAAAAAAAAAAAGAAAAAAAGGAUUUUACUAUUGGUACACUCCUUCAAAUUGCUCUUAUUUUAUUUCAACUCAAGGGCACGCCACUGGACCCUUUACUGUAUUUUAGUCUGUGCCAAUUAGCCAGAAAAAAAAUGCAGUUGGCCACCUUUUAUGUUUCUCGGUCAUAACUGGUGAGGAUAGGAUCUCACUGUGAGUGGCCCCCCUGCUUAUACAUACAGUGUUCAUGGUGCUAACUGAAUGAUAGCACAUCUGUGAAGAUUGCAUGAUAGCACAUCUGAGGAGAUUGCAGUUCAUCCCAUUAAGAGUUAUCAGCCUCAGUGCUUAAGACCUGCAUCAAUUUCAUAUCCAAUUUGCCAAAGGAUCACACUGUUUAUUGAAAUUUCACUUCCCACCUAGAUGAUCAUUUAAUCUGGCCAUCAUUAUCUUCAAAGUUGUCCCUAGUUCUAAAGAAGAGUCCGUCCAAUUACAAGGCUUGAUGCUGUGUAAAUAGUCAUGUCAUAACUUUCAGGAUAACAACCUGACUUCACUUUCUUCAGACAGCCUCUUCAUAUUCACUGCUACGAAAGCUAUGGGAAUUUAAGGGAAAAGGUCUUAAUUAAAGUGGGUACGGAAAGUAUUCAGACCCCCUUAAAUUUUUCACUCUUUGUUAGAUUGCAGCCAUUUGCUAAAAUCAUUUAAGUUAAUUGUUUCCCUCAAUGUACACACAGCACCCCAUAUUGACAGAAAAAAAACGAAAUUGUUGAAAUUUUUGCAGAUGUAUUAAAAAAGAAAAACUGAAAUGAACUUCAAUGAUUUAAGCAAAUGGCUGCAAUAUAACAGAGUGAAAAAUUUAAGGGGGUCUGAAUACUUUCCGUACCCACUGUAUAUUUUUAUAAUUUUAAUAGAAUAAUAAGCAUAAGCGUAUGUUAUGUUUUUUCCAGUCAUCUGACAGUGUUUUUAAAUAAUACUGAGUGACAUUACCCGAUUGAUUAAUUCAUUUCACCUGAUGCGCCAAAAAAAUUACAAUUUAAAAGUAAUUACGACUUACGAAAAAAAUCCGUUACAGUAAUAUUAUGACACAAUGCUCGCAAAUUACAACUAUUCAGGUAACCCAUAAAAUAUAAUAAUACUGUAGUAAAAACUAUAAUCUCGUCAGAUCACAAAUUUUGCUUAAAAAUGCACCUUUUUAGUCAUCAUAGUCCAACAUGACAAUCUUAUUUACGUAAGAUAACUUUUAUAAUAGAAGAGUACUGUCAUCAGUCUUCUACUCUAUUAUUGUCAUAUCAAGACUUGUUGCUGUCGUAUUACUACUUUAUUUUCAGAAUUUUACCAUUUGUUUUUCUUUGCAGGAGUGGCCCUAAUACUCAUUCAUUCGCUGAAAGUUAGUACUUCCAUGCUCUUUGGAUAGUAGACACUACUGUGAAUAGGCCAGAUAUGUACUGUAUGAAAUGUAGUCUUGACUGUGCGUUCUAAAUACGACACUGGAAUCUUACUGCAAACACGCCUUUUUAGAUCUUCAGUAGGUUUAGCAGACAAUUCUAUUAAAAUUAUCUGUGAAAUGUGCAGGCAUGUUAAGAUACUUAUGUCUGCCCAGUCCUGUUUUGUAAAUGUUGAGAGAGCAGCAUGCUGACCUUUAUUGACGCAAGUCUUCCACUGGAACCUUUAUUUCAUUUCAUUUUGAAUUAAAAAAAAAACAAAACAAAAAAAGAAGUUAUUAGCAGACUAAUAGUAAAAAUGCUCUUAUGACGUGUUACUGUCCUUAAUGUACAAUUGAGCCCCCAACCAGCUGGAGGCGCUAUGCAGUCAAACAAUUAAAAAUAAAUAAAUAAAUAAGAACUUUGUACCAAACCUCAAAACAGUAUGAACAGCUAAUAUAAAAAAAGUACCAUAAACGAAGAAAAACUGAGUUGUCACUAAAUUUGAAUUGAUUACACGGUGGCUUUUCAGAGUUGUUUCUGUGAUUUUGUCCUAAACCCUGUCAGAAUCAAGCAACCCAUUACAAGUGAUUGGCUAGUGAGCAAUUAGCACUUCACACCCAGCCCGACCAUCGUGUGACUGUCAAGAAAUAGAAGCUUGGUAC